Molecule: messenger RNA, 5141 nt
Organism: Xiphias gladius (swordfish)
Lineage: Eukaryota; Metazoa; Chordata; Actinopteri; Istiophoriformes; Xiphiidae
Product: cAMP-specific 3',5'-cyclic phosphodiesterase 4B-like
Exons: 17
Coding region: 574-2844 (756 amino acids)
Biological process (GO): signal transduction
Cellular component (GO): nucleus; perinuclear region of cytoplasm; cytosol
Molecular function (GO): 3',5'-cyclic-AMP phosphodiesterase activity; transmembrane transporter binding
Source: RefSeq, a predicted model, not a curated record
AAAUAGCUUAAUAAGCUCAUGAUGAAUUUGCAUUUAUUCAUCGCUUUCAUCAAAUUAUAAGAAAGAAAAAAAGGAUGUGAUGAAUGCUGAAUAUGACCAGUGUUCUAGCACAAAAAACGUUUUACUUGUUCACUAAAUUUUAAACCAAUUAAGUCAGUUUGUAAGACAGCAGCUUGAAAUCAGCCUGCUUCCAGCAGCUUUUGUUGAAAGACUGUCCUCCUUCUUACAUGACUUGUGAUGAUAUUUACAGUGCCAACAUGACAAACACAUGGUGUGACAGGAGAACAAUCCCAAAAUGGUCGUAUGACAUGUGGCCCAGUGGCAAAAGGGGCUAGCCUGUCCAGUCUGUCUGUCUCUCUUUCCCUCUCUUUAUGUCUGCACAGUUGGGCAGUGGGUUCCCUGCAUGUGGCCUCCACAGUGACGUCAUCCUUCAGCUGCCACAAAUUGGCGUACUGGUGAGGGUUCCCAGUGCAGGACAAGCAGGAAAAAGCUGCGUUUUCGGAGAGAGUGUCAGAGACACACACACACACACACAGAGAGAGAGACAGAGUGUCUGGCUGAGCAUCCCUCAGGAUGAAGAAGAGCAGGAGUGCACACGGGGUUACACCAGGCGAUGAGAAUAAGGAGCCUCCUGUAGGACAACCAUCCACAGCCAACACCCUCGGGGUAGAGGUGUGCAAAGUCCACAGGCGGUUUUCUGGCAACCUGCAGCUGCCUCCGUUGUCAUGGCGACAAGCAGAAAAGGAGAGGGACAGGGGCAGGCCACUCACACCUGAAGAGGAUCCAGUGACACGGACCAGACCCACAAGCCUGCCCAUCGCCUCCGUGCCUCGCAUCGACAUCACACAGGCUGACCCUGACAGUUUUGAAGUGGAGAAUGGCCCAUUGUUGUGCUGCAGUCCUUCAGACCCGCAGGUGUCCCCGGGCUCAGGUCUGGUUCUACACCCAAACUUGGCAGGCCAUGGCCAACGCAGAGAGUCCUUCCUGUACCGCUCUGACAGCGACUACGAACUGUCACCAAAGUCCUUGUCUCGAAACUCUUCCAUUGUUGGAGAACUGCAUGGAGAGGACUUGAUUGUGACUCCAUUUGCCCAGGUUCUGGCAAGCCUUCGGACUGUCAGGAACAACUUCACCACCUUGACAAAUGUACAAUGUGCAUCCAAUAGGAGGUCUCCUGCGGCAAAUCAACCUUCUGUGACCAAAGUCUGUCUGUCAGAUGAGUCGUACCAGAAGCUGGCUAUGGAGACCAUGGAGGAGCUGGACUGGUGUCUGGACCAGUUGGAGACCAUCCAGACCUACCGCUCUGUCAGUGACAUGGCAUCCAACAAGUUCAAGAGGAUGCUGAAUCGGGAGCUAAGCCACCUGUCUGAGAUGAGUCGCUCAGGCAACCAAGUGUCAGAGUACAUCUCCAACACCUUCCUAGACAAGCAGAAUGAGUUGGAGCUUCCAUGUCCAGUCCCCAAGUCCAGGGAAAGGAAGAGGAGGCAGGGCCAGCAGCAGCAGCAACAGCAGCAACAGCAACAGGGUGGGAUGAUGAAUCAGAUCAGCGGGGUGAGGAAGGUCAGCCACACGCCCAGCAUCUCCGGGAACACCGGCAAUCGCUUCGGGGUCAAGACUGACCAGGAGGAACUGCUUUCGAAGGACCUGGAAGACAUCAACAAAUGGGGACUUAAUAUCUUCAGAGUGGCUGAGCACUCCCACAACCGACCGCUCACAUGUAUCAUGUACACCAUCUUUCAGGAGCGAGACCUGAUGAGGACGUUCAAGAUUCCAACGGACACCUUUGUGACGUUCAUGGUGACCCUGGAGGGCCACUAUCACUCCGAUGUGGCCUACCACAACAGCCUGCACGCCGCCGACGUAGCCCAGUCAACACACAUCCUCCUGUCCACCCCCGCACUGGAUGCGGUCUUCACUGAUCUUGAGAUCCUGGCAGCCAUUUUCGCUGCAGCCAUUCACGAUGUGGACCACCCAGGAGUGUCCAACCAGUUCCUCAUCAACACCAACUCUGAGCUAGCUCUGAUGUACAACGAUGAGUCAGUGCUGGAGAACCACCACCUUGCCGUGGGCUUCAAACUGCUGCAGGAAGACAACUGCGACAUCUUCCAAAACCUCACCAAGAAGCAGAGGCAGACGCUCCGGAGAAUGGUCAUAGACAUGGUAUUGGCAACUGACAUGUCUAAGCACAUGAGCCUGCUGGCCGAUCUGAAGACGAUGGUGGAAACCAAGAAGGUGACCAGCUCUGGAGUCCUGCUGCUGGACAACUACACAGACAGGAUGCAGGUUCUGCGGAACAUGGUUCACUGUGCGGACCUGAGCAACCCCACCAAACCUCUGGAUCUUUACCGGCAGUGGACGGACCGGAUCAUGGACGAGUUCUUCCACCAGGGAGACAGAGAGAGGGAGCGGGGGAUGGAGAUCAGCCCAAUGUGUGACAAACACACGGCUUCAGUGGAGAGAACACAGGUUGGCUUCAUCGACUACAUCGUCCACCCUCUGUGGGAAACGUGGGCCGACCUGGUCCACCCCGACGCCCAGGACAUCCUUGACACGCUUGAGGACAACAGGAACUGGUACCAGAGCAUGAUCCCCCAGAGCCCCUCCCCUCCCUUCUACACCAGUGAUGGAGAAGGAGGCCCGCACGGGGAGGUGGAGGGGAGACCCGUGGCAAGUAAAUUUCAGUUUGAACUGACGCUGGACGACCAGGAUGGACGGGUUGGAGACAGGGAGAGCGGGAUGAUGGAGACAGCUGACGGAUGUGACGCUGUGACACUCCAAAACCAUCCCUCUGAUCAGGAUGGGGUAGAAAUGGCGACACGUGACGUCUCCCCAGCGGAAACAUAGCCGAACUGACAGUGUUCUUAGGGUGCGGCACGUUUUGCUGUUUUUGGCUGAAUUCAUUUUAUUGCAGUGGAGCAAUCCUGCAAUCUGGCUCUUUGGAGCUGCCUGGCUAAGAGGGCCUGACUAAAUGUGGGGCACCCCUGCAAAGGAGGCUUGGAAACCCUGUGGCAGUUUGUUUUUGAGCCCUAGAAGGGAGCUGGAAGAGUGUAGCCUCUGUUCUUUAAAGAAGGGACCACUGUCGGACUGCAGAGGCAGUGCUGAAUCUUGGUCCUCGCAGGCAAAAAAAGGUGAAGUGGACGAUAUGAAUCCGUGUACUGGGACAAGUAAAAAAUCCAAAACUUGCACUUCAGGACAUUUUUUUAUGUUCAUUAUGAUUCUUUGUAUUGUGUCGGGAAUGGAUGCCAACUGGUAAAGCAUCCAACCAAAACUACUGGUCAUCAAGUUAUUUGUACCCAAGUAGUUUUUUCUAAUACUUCAGUCUAAAAAAAGAAAAAAAAGUUUUGUGCCUUUUUUUUUUUUUUUUAAAAAGCCGUGUCUUUUUGUAAGUGUUUUUAUAAUUUAUUGAACACAUUCAUGUAGCUGUAAAAUGUGUCAAAUUUUCUACAAGAAGGACAUCUUUGUCUCACACAGUCUUCCUAAUGUUCUGGCAAUAGUAUAAGCUUGUUCUCACAAAAGCAUUCAGCGGAUGUAUUUCUAAAAUCAGUUGACUUCCCAGCACAAUUUGCACUUUGUGGCAUACAGAAAGAGGGAGAGAGUGUGGAAAGCAUCGGUAAUUUACAGAAUUGAUUGCUUUAUCCAACUAUUUUUUCCAAUAAUUCAUUACAUAAGUAAUUAAAUAACUCAUAGAUCAGAUUUCUUGAAAGUGAAAAAACAUUUGUUAUUUUUGAGCCCAAAAUAAAUAAAUAAAAACACCAAAAAAAACAAAAAACUCCAAAGAUCCUAAAAAGAUAGAACUGUCAGAUAGAUCCCUCACAUUUUCCUGUAGCUAGAUAAAAAGAUCAGGCAAAUUAAAGUGACUUACUGAGUAAAAUUGCACCAAAAAUAUCUGACAAAAAACCUCCAUAACCUUGUAUUGUACUGAGCUUCCGGUGUGGGAAAACUGUCUCCACCUUGUAAUUCCUCCUUUCAUUAGCUCUCUCACACACGCGUGCACACACACACACGCGCACACCUGUAGUGGUUAACUGCAUUCCAUCCUCGUGAAUAUGCUUUACAUAACGUAACUCAUGUUGAACUUUUGAAUGACUGUAAGACUGCGUGCACAUUUAUAAAGACACCUGUCAGUGAUAUGAUAAUUGUAUCUUGUAGUUACUAUUGCAGCACUUUGAAUAUGUCGACAGUUCUGCAGCUGGUUGCUGAUCUGUCCAACACUACCUUAAAGGUACCACAUUGUAAGGUGCAACCUACAGAAUAAAGGGGAGGUCAAUAUUGUGUCAUGACAUUAUAGCUCCUGUGUUUGCGUGUGCGUGCGUGCAAGCUUGUUUUACUAUACUUGUGGGGACCAGAAUGCUGGACCUCAUAGGUUUAAAUGGCUGUUUGAGGGUUAAGACUUGGUUUUAGGGUGAGGGUUGGGGUUAGGCAUUUAGUUGUGAUGGUUAAGGUGAGGGUAAGGGGCCAGGGAAUGCAUUAUGUCAAUGACAGGACCCCGCAAAUACAGUAAAACAAGCGUGUGUUUGUGUGCAUGUGAGUGUGUAUGUAAGUGCUUACACAGUUGCACAAUCUUGUUGCACCCAGCUGUGUUGUGCUGACCCUUCAGCUGUUCGUAACAGUGUAUUUAUUAUCUUUUCCUUGUACAUGAUAAUAUUGAUAUUGAUUGAUAAUAUUCACUGUAUAUUUGUUAUUAUUUAUAUGCACUACCACGUGUCAGAUCACAGUUUGACUGAACUCGUCUGGUGGUUCUGAUUUAUUGUAUUUUCAGCAAGCUGUUUUGCUGUAACAUGAAGUUAUGCAGUUCGUUUUUUGUUUUUCUCAAAUUUGAAACGUAUGAAACGUUUGGUCUGAGAUUCCAGCCAGAAAAGUUUGUACAGUCUGAACCUACGGCACCUCACAUGAGGUGCAGACGAAGCUUUUUGUUUUUGUCUUUUGUUCCCGGCGGAUUAUGAAGGCUGGAUAUUUACUGCAGUAUAUUGUGUACGGUGACGGGUCAUUGUACAGCUAUAGGAAUAUUUGCUGAAAUAUAUAACAUUGUUUCAAAUGUAUUUUUUCAGUGUUUUCCUCACAAUAUAUGGUAAAAUGGUGUAUGUAGUGCUCAACAAAUGUUUUCUAUCAGAUUAUUAAAAUGGGCAUGUAUUACAGAAUGA